Amblyraja radiata (thorny skate) is the source of this 2624-nucleotide messenger RNA. RefSeq names its product tumor necrosis factor alpha-induced protein 2. The record is from RefSeq and is a predicted model, not a curated record. Bases 381 to 2381 code for a protein of 666 amino acids. Gene Ontology annotation, cellular component: exocyst. Gene Ontology annotation, biological process: exocytosis; exocyst localization. Lineage: Eukaryota; Metazoa; Chordata; Chondrichthyes; Rajiformes; Rajidae. Gene Ontology annotation, molecular function: SNARE binding. The transcript is spliced from 13 exons.
UAUGCUAUUCAAUCUAAACGGCCCUUCGCUUAUUGAACCCCAUUCUUCCACUGCUUGUGGGUAGAGCCCUUUUUUGGGACCGCCAGUCAGUCACAGUUGGGCUUUUCCACGUAAUUCCCCAUCACAUGUCAAAUCAUUUUCCGAUCCCACCCCCAAGUAUAAAUAGGCACAGCCUACAUCGAAGCUGCAAGUGGUUGCGACGGCCGGCUGCUUUACGGAAUCAAAUAUUUUCAUAAUCUUUGUCCCAUUUCAAUUUUCCCAGAGCAAAUGUUUAACUAACGGAACGGGUGGAUAAUCGGCUCGAAGUAAUCUUAGAAGCUGUUUUUGUGGUUGAAUCAAGAAGGAAUUUGGAACCAUUUGGCAUCACGGUGCUGUCAAUCAUGAAGAAAUUCAAGAGUCACCUCGUGGGAGACAAGAAAGCCAUCACACAGAAUAACUUUUCACCGAAAACUGACUGUUCAGGAAUAAGCCCAAAACUAAAUGUGGAGAAGAAACACAAUAAGAAAUGGGCCAUUUUCUCACCAUUUUCCCACAAGAAGGAAACAACACUGAUUUCAACAGACAACAUUGCAGAUACUGAAGAGAUCAAUGGAGAAAAUAUAAAAAUACUAUCAGAAAAAGACAUCAAAGUACUUAUCGAACAAAAGCAAUAUUUUAAGGCUGACUGCCACCUCAUCAAAUUGGAACAUGAUCGAUAUACUCAUGACAGUACGGAAAUUGAUGAAGGUUUCAUCGAAGAGAAAAAAAAAGUUGAAUCAUUGUAUGAGCUGCUUAGUGUUGAAAUUUUCACAGUUGCGAAAAACUCAAUGAACAUUUCCAAGGAAAAUCCAAAUCUGUUGAAAAUGGCAGUGCAAGUGAAAACCCAAGAGGAAAAGUUAGAUCAGAUGUGUCUGGAGGAGAAAGGGACAUGUGGAGGUAUCGCAAAAGUUAGGCCAAGAGGAUGGGAAGCUAAAUGGCUGGAUGCUUUAGAGCAAUCUGUGAAUCAAAGAUUAGGUGAACUACUACCCAAUGUUUCUGAUGUUGACAAAGCCAAAUCGUCCAUUGAGUGUUUAGUGGAACAUCACAAAAAACUGAAAGAGGAUUUUGAUACCAUUGUGAACUGCAUCAAGCCAUGUUAUCCCCAAGAGUACAAUAUAUGUGAAAAGUAUGUGGAAUAUUAUCAUAAAAAAUGUUCCUCCCAUAUGGAAUUAAUCAUAGAAAGUGGACCUAAAGGAAAAGAAGUUUAUCCCAUUCUGCACUGGAUUUACACUUGUUAUCCAAAGCUUAUGAAUACCAUCACACAAUCUGAAGAAACAAGUCAGGAACUGUCAAGUACCUUGCUCCCAGAAAGCGUGAUCAGUCAUUUGAAAAGUGAAUACUUUUCUGCUUUACAGGCAGAUGUUAGAAUGCACAUGGCAAACAGUCUCCAUAUAGAAGAGGAGAAUUGGAGACGUGAAGAGGAGCCCAUUGUGCUGAAUGAGCAUUAUCACAGCGAAUUACCUAUCGACAUAAUCCAGAUAAUUGAGGGGGCUUUCCAGGACACCAGAACUCUUACUAAUGAAAUGUCAGACAGAGCAGUAGACAUCAUGCUACAGGAAGCACAUUCCUUCCUAGAAUGCUUCCAGCGAUCAGCAGAGAAUUUUGAAAAAUCCAAUUUCAACAAUGCAAAUUUCAUUUCCAUUACAAUUUUAAUCGCCAACUGUUGUGAAGUUAUCAGGAAUUACAUUGAUACAAAUGAGAAAAUCGCUAAUGUAGAGAUAAAGGAGAAAGUUCUAUCAAUUUUGAAUGAAAUGCAAAAGAAGAGAAAAGACAUUUUGCUAAAGACCUUGUUUUGUAACUUAAAGCCUCACUGUAAAAAGCUGGUGACAGAAAAAUGGUUCGAGUCCUCAGAUCCUAUCGACAAAAUAUUUGAAUUAUUGGAGGAGCAUCUUACAAGAUUAUUGAAAUUAAAAGCUCCACUGUAUCAGGAUCUAUUGAGGGACAUCCAUAAGCAGCUCAUUACAGAAUACAUAAUAAGAAUUAUGAAGAAAAGGCUAUAUUGCAAAACAGAAAAUAAGCAGAAAAGUGUGGCACACCAAAUAGAGAAUGAAGCUGUCCAGUUACAGAAACUCUUUACUUGUUAUCAGUCUGAAGAUACGUUUCUGGAGUCUGCACUUCUUAAAAUCGCUGAAAUCAUCAGGCUUAAAGAUAUCAUAGCUAUUACAGUGGAAGUUGCUGCACUCUUCCAUGACUUCCCAGAUGUUAGAAAACAGCAUAUUGGAGCCAUCUUGUACAUUAAAGGGAAUGUGAAAAAAUCAGACGAAAAACAGAUUCUGAACAUUCUUAAUGAACCCCUGAUUGAUGCAGAUACUACCAAGGACAUUAAACUUUUUAGCACUACUACUGUUCUAAAGACUCUCUGAGAAUCAUAACUUCACUGAACUGGGACACCAGCAUAAUCUUUGUAUAUUUUGUAGUCUCAUCAUUUUUAAGGAUGUAUUUGUAAGGCAAUGGUGUUUCAAAUGCAUGUUAUUGCCUGUCGUAUGUCUGAUGUGGCACAUUUGAAUAAUAAUCACCACAUAAGUUACAGCAUUGUGAAUUUGUCACUUUCCUCACACCUUAUGGCUGAACGUCUUUCAAGAAAUAGAGGCAUUUUCUUUGGCAUA